CUCUCCUCCCCACCUCACGGCUGGGACCCCGAGUUUACCCCAUACCAAUCCCCUCCCGGACCUCGUGGGUUCCAGAACGCAGCCAGCUCCAUUCACACCCUCCUGUCUUGCUUCCUCCUCCUUCACAAGGUGCUUCUUCUCAGGGGAGCGCUGGAGCGAUCAGGAGAAAGAGGGGAGGAUGGAUCGGUACGAGGUGGUGAGGGACAUCGGGUCCGGCAACUUCGGGGUGGCCAAGCUGGUGCGGGACGUCAGGACCAAGGAGCACUUCGCCGUCAAGUUCAUCGAGCGAGGCCACAAGAUUGAUGAACAUGUUCAAAGGGAGAUUAUGAACCACCGGUCACUGAAGCAUCCAAAUAUUAUUCGAUUCAAGGAGGUCGUGCUAACUCCGACACAUUUGGCAAUAGUUAUGGAAUAUGCCUCUGGCGGCGAGCUAUUUCAAAGGAUUUGCAACGCAGGGAGAUUUAGCGAGGAUGAGGGAAGAUUCUUCUUCCAACAAUUGAUUUCUGGAGUGAGCUAUUGUCACUCUAUGCAAGUAUGUCAUAGAGAUUUGAAACUAGAAAACACUCUAUUGGAUGGUAGUGUCGCACCUCGACUCAAGAUUUGUGACUUCGGUUACUCCAAGUCUUCUGUCUUGCACUCUCAACCGAAGUCAACUGUCGGCACGCCGGCAUACAUCGCCCCGGAGGUCCUCUCUAGAAGAGAGUAUGAUGGAAAGGUCGCCGAUGUUUGGUCUUGUGGAGUAACGCUCUAUGUGAUGCUUGUGGGGGCAUAUCCUUUCGAGGACCCUGAUGAGCCAAGGAACUUCCGCAAAACUAUCACCAGGAUACUCAGCGUACAGUACUCCGUUCCGGACUACGUUCGAGUCUCGAUGGAUUGCAUACAUCUGUUGUCCCGCAUCUUCGUUGGAAAUCCUCAGCAGCGAAUAACCAUCCCGGAGAUCAAGAACCAUCCAUGGUUCCUCAAGAGAUUGCCCGUUGAGAUGACCGAUGAGUACCAAAGGAGCAUGCAUCUGGCAGACAUGAACACGCCGUCACAGAGUCUGGAAGAAGCCAUGGCGAUCAUCCAGGAGGCGCAGAAACCUGGCGAUAACGCCCUAGGGAUUGCCGGGCAGGUUGCCUGCCUGGGGAGCAUGGAUCUAGACGACAUCGAUUUCGAUAUCGACGACAUUGAUGUUGAGAGCAGCGGGGAUUUCGUGUGCCCGUUGUGACGCUCAUGAGUGGUUCGAAAGUUCUCUUGAUGGUUUACGUGUGGAUGUGUUCCUGUUUGUCAUGCUUCCAUUUAGAUUUUGUUCUGGAUCACAAAUUCUCUGUAGCCCACAGAUUGGCCUUGCUGUGUAAACAGUGUAAGAUAAGUCUACAUGCUUUUUUUUUGGAAAAGGAGAGGAUGACCCUCGGCCUCUGCAUUUGGGAACAAAUGCAUGCGGCCAUUUUAUUGAUUA
Messenger RNA from Aegilops tauschii subsp. strangulata, 1438 nucleotides. RefSeq names its product abscisic acid-inducible protein kinase. Gene Ontology annotation, molecular function: ATP binding; protein serine/threonine kinase activity. The record is from RefSeq and is a predicted model, not a curated record. Lineage: Eukaryota; Viridiplantae; Streptophyta; Magnoliopsida; Poales; Poaceae. Gene Ontology annotation, biological process: protein phosphorylation.